Messenger RNA from Meira miltonrushii, 1883 nucleotides. RefSeq names its product FAD/NAD(P)-binding domain-containing protein. Bases 140 to 1804 code for a protein of 554 amino acids. The record is from RefSeq and is a predicted model, not a curated record. Gene Ontology annotation, molecular function: oxidoreductase activity. Lineage: Eukaryota; Fungi; Basidiomycota; Exobasidiomycetes; Exobasidiales; Brachybasidiaceae. The transcript has a single exon.
GCACUUGUCGGGAGUACCGAAACGAUUGAUGUUGUAAUGCGCAUUCAUUCAAAGCUUUAACCCGAUCCUAAUCCUCCCUUUCUCACCACCACAACCAUCUUGUCAUCUCACACUCUUCUUCUCAUUCACUCACACAAAGAUGGCUCCCACAGCAACCACAAACGGCCACCAAGCAGGUCAACAAGAAAUUGACUGCUUAGUGGUCGGAGGCGGUUUCGCAGGUGUACAAUUACUGUACACAAUGCGCAAACAAGGCUUCAAUACCAAGUUGUACGAAGCAAUGCCUGGUUUUGGUGGUAUUUGGCGUAAUGCUUGUUAUCCAGGCGCUCGUGUUGAUUCAGAAUUACCAAUUUAUGGUUUAAAAUUCCCUGAAGUGUACAGAAAUUGGUCUUGGAGUCAACGUUAUCCUGACUACAAGGAAAUUCGUAAAUAUUUCGAUCACGUCGACAAAGUGUUGGAAUUGAGUAAGGAUUGUCAGUUCAACACUCGAGUUCAUUCGGCCCAUUGGAACGACGAAACUUCUCGUUGGGAUAUCACUGCUGGCGAUCAACAAAAUCCAACCAAAAUUUCAGCAAAGUACUUCUUCUUGUGCAUCGGUUUUGCAGCAAAGAUCAACUGGCCUGAUAUUCCUAACCGUGAUCGUUACAAGGGUACACUCUAUCAUUCCGGAUUCUGGCCUGAAGGCUUGGAACCUGAACACCUACGUGGCAAAUCAAUCGGUUUGGUAGGAACGGGUGCUUCUGGUGUUCAAAUCACACAAGCAUUAGGAAAAGUUGCCAAAGACAUGACAGUCUUUGUUCGUACUCCAAAUUUGACUUUGCCAAUGGAAAACCCAAAGAUGAGCAAAGAAACCCAAGAUCUUUUCCGUGACGGUUGGGAUGCAGUUUAUGAAAAACGUAACAAGACGUUUGCAGGAUUCCACUAUGACUUUGACUAUGAUGAUUGGACUCGUCAUACGCCCGAACAACGUGAAGCAUUCUACGAAGACAUUUGGUCAAGGAAAGGAUUCCACUUUUGGCUGGAAACAUAUGCUGAUGUUUAUUUCAAGAAAGAUUGCAACGAUACAGCUUAUGCAUUCUGGCAUAAAAAGACUGCACCAAUGGUGAAAGAUGAAAAGAAACGUGCGAUCCUUGUUCCUCCACCAGACAAAGCUCAUCACACUUUCGGUACCGUUCGUCCUUCUUUGCAAGUUGACUACUACGACAUCCUCAAUCAAGACAACGUUGAUGUAAUCAGUGUAAAGGAGAACCCUAUCAAAACAUUCACAGAAACAGGUGUUGAAUUAAGCGAUGGAAAGAAGGUCGACUUUGAAGUGUUGGCGUUGGCAACCGGAUACGAUACGCACACCGGUGGAUUCUUGCAAAUUGACAUUCGCGGAAAGGGCGGGAAACCAUUGACUGAACAUUGGAAAGAAGGUUGCAAGAGUCAAUUGGGUUUGGCAACUUCAGGUUUCCCAAACAUGUUCUUUGCUUAUGGUCCUCAUGGUCCAACGGCUUACAGUAACGGACCUUCAACGACAGACAUUCAAUGUGAAUUUUUGGCAAGAAUGUUAAAUUGGUCGAAGGAAAAUAACAUCAAAUCAAUCGAAGCAAAACCUAAAGCAGAACAAGCAUUCGUUAAACGAAUCGAUGAUCUUUCCAAAGCAACACUUUUCCAUCAAUCUCACGGUUGGUAUAUGGGAAGAAAUGUUAAGGGUAAACCUGUUCAAGCUUUGAAUUAUUCUGGUGGUAUUCCAGCUUAUAUCAAAGAUUUGGAAGAGAGUGAAGCUGCUGGUUAUUCUGGUUUCGACGCUGUCAAGGCUUGAUCAAGUAUGCUUCGUGACUUUUUUCAUAUUCUUCUCUUCAUGUAUCUUUCUUCCACUUCAUCUCACGAAUCAAUGACGU